This is a messenger RNA of Paramuricea clavata, 609 nucleotides long. The record is from the annotation of a GenBank genome assembly. Lineage: Eukaryota; Metazoa; Cnidaria; Anthozoa; Malacalcyonacea; Plexauridae.
AUGGAGCAAAUUUUUGAUAAUAGGAAAUUGAAUGUUAGUGUAAGAACAGUGAGGUGGGGUGAGGGUAUACUGUUCUUCGCAAAGGAUGUGGCGGAAUCACUUGGAUACGCCGAUCCUAAAAAAGCAGUUCAAACACAUGACAGGAAGCAAAAUAAGACAACCGUAGAGGACCUGAAAAUAGGGGGUGAAUCGCCCCCAAUUUGCAAAGGACAUCCGAAGAGGGUUUUACUGUACGAACCUGGUCUAUACCAACUGGUUUGCAGUUCAAGACUUCCGAUAGCUGAAGCCUUUCAGGACUGGGUAUUCGGUGAGGUGCUUCCAUCUAUCCGUAAAACGGGCUCAUACAAACUACCAGAACGCGAGCCACUUUGCGGUAAACAAAUGAUGCUAACUAAUGAAACAGACCUCCACUAUUCAGUUGUAAAGUACAUGAGAGAGUACCACCCUGAAGUACUAGUAGUACCGGGAUUAGGAGAGUACCAGGAGACUUCAAGUAAAAGAUGUGAUGCUUGGAAGAAGGGUUACAGAGGCGGACAACCUGAUCUAAUAAUAAUGACUCCAAGUAACGGUCUAACCAAUUCGAGCAACACUUUCUUAUCAAAACCUUGA